Molecule: messenger RNA, 1639 nt
Organism: Spodoptera frugiperda (fall armyworm)
Lineage: Eukaryota; Metazoa; Arthropoda; Insecta; Lepidoptera; Noctuidae
Gene: DNApol-alpha50
Product: DNA primase small subunit
Exons: 7
Coding region: 162-1361 (399 amino acids)
Biological process (GO): DNA replication, synthesis of primer
Cellular component (GO): alpha DNA polymerase:primase complex
Source: RefSeq, a predicted model, not a curated record
UUUGACAGUUUACCAACUAUUUGACAUAAAUGUGAUGCUGGUUGUGUGUUAUUUUUCAGCGUUUUUCUUUAAUUAAUUUGAGUUUAGUGUCUUAAAUAUAAUUAUAUCAUAAUAUUUUGAACAAACUCUACAUAAAGUGUUUGUUCUGCAUUUUAUUAAUCAUGGUUGGGCACUAUGACGAGAAUAUGUUACCUGAAAUGUUGCCUAUUUAUUACACCCGGCUUUUCCCGCAAAACAUAUUUUGUAGGUGGCUCACUUGUGGGAGUUAUCCACAGCCACUUUCAAACCGGGAGCUAUCGUUUACAUUAGCUGAUGAUGUUUAUUUGCGGUAUUUGACUAUUUGUAAUCAAAAGGAGUUGCAAACACUUCUCCAGAAGAAAUGUCCUCAUAAGUUGGAUAUAGGAGCUGUUUAUAAUACAAAACCUUCAAUAGGACGUCACGACGCAGUUGUGUUGUCCAGAGAGCUGGUGUUUGAUAUAGAUCUUACAGAUUACGAUGAAGUCCGAACAUGCUGCCAAGAAGCCAAAGUGUGUGAGAAAUGUUGGAAAUUCAUGAUAAUAGCUUGUGAAAUUAUUGAUAGGACAUUGAGAGAGGAUUUUGGUUUCCAAAGCAUCUUGUGGGUGUUUUCUGGUAGAAGAGGUAUUCAUUGCUGGGUAUCUGAUUAUGAAGCUCGGACAUUAGACAGUCCUGGCAGGGGAGCGGUGGCUGACUACAUGUGCUUGAUAAUGGGAGGUGAUAAUCAAAACAAGAAGGUUCAUCUUGGAAGUGAUAAUCUACAUUCAAGUAUUAGGAGAGCACUCACUAUAAUAGAUAAGUAUUUUGAACAGUUGCUACAAGAGCAAGAGUUUCUUAGCACUUCAGACCGAUUGGACAAGAUGUUAAAAAUGAUUCCUGAUGAAACAUUGAGGUCUCUAGUUAAAAAAAGUUUAGAAAGCAUGCCUGAAGCUUCUCUAGACAGAUGGAAUACAUUCAUAAAUGUGUAUGAGAAUUAUUGCAGAGAGUCAGGAAAUAAUGUCAGAAAAAUAAGGUACUUGGUAGAAGAAAUCAAAAUUCAGUACAGCUAUCCUAGAUUAGAUGUAAAUGUCACUAAAGGGUUCAACCAUUUACUCAAAUCACCAUUCAGUAUUCACCCGAAAACUGGCAAAGUUUCUGUUGUAUUCAAACCAAAUAAUGCAAAGAAUAUGAAACUGGAUGAAAUACCUUCUAUCUAUAGUUUAUUGGAUGAUAGCUCCCCAGACCAUGUUCAACAUGAAACCAAUAUGAGAGCAGCUGUGAAAAACUUCCAGGAAGUGGUAUUUUCGCUAGAGAAAUCUGAGGCAAUCAGAAGAAAAGCUGAUGCUAAUAUGUCUCUGGAAUUUUGAGGACCUUCUUUCUUAUUUAGCCUAAAAUAUCAAGCAAGUUAUCAGCACCAAACUGAAGGCAGUUUGGUGCUAGGAAGUAAGGACUUUCUAACACAAUGCAUCAUAGAUGAAGUUUUCUGGCUCAAAACAAACAUCAGCAUACAACAAACAAAGCCAAUACUUUAAGUAAAAUAAAACAAAUUAAAUUUUAAAAUAUCUUUUUAUUUCCCCAUACCAAGCAAUAGCUAGAUUCGUCAAUAGAACUGGAAUUAACAAAGUCUAUUGUAUAAAAAUAAUAU